Molecule: messenger RNA, 2390 nt
Organism: Paramecium pentaurelia
Lineage: Eukaryota; Ciliophora; Oligohymenophorea; Peniculida; Parameciidae
Source: the annotation of a GenBank genome assembly
AUGAACGUUUAAUCAACUCACUAAUCUACUUUACAAGAUUUCUAAGUCAUUCAAGAAUUGGGAUCUGGUUCAUUUAGCAAUGUUUAUAGAGUAUAUAGAGUUUGUAUUAUUUUUAGGUCAAAAGGAUUGCAGAUGGAUAAGAAUAUGCUUUAAAAAAAGUUAAAAUAGCUAACUUAAAACCUAAGGAAAAGUAGAAUGCUCUAAAUGAAGUUAGAUUUUUAUAUUCGAUAAAUCACAAACAUAUUGUUGCAUAUAAAGUAAGUUCUUUUUUGGAAUUUUAGGAAGCCUUUAUUGAUGAACCCUCAUAAUGUCUUUGUAUAGUUAUGGAACUACUAUCAGGAGGAGAUGUCUAUAAAAAGAUUUCUUAAGCCAGAGGUUCCACUCCCUUUACAGAAAUGGACAUCUGGAGAGCAUUGAUUCAUAUUACUUUAGGGUAUUUAGAAUUUAUAUAACUCAUAGAUUAAAGGCACUUCAUGAUUAAAAGGUAGUACAUAGAGAUCUUAAGUCUGCUAACGUUUUUUUAUCAAGUGAUGGAACUUUCAAACUUGGAGAUUUAAAUGUUUCUAAAGUAGCUAAAGCAGGCUUUGUAUAUACAUAAACUGGUACUCCAUAUUAUGCUAGUCCAGAAGUAUGGAGAGAUUAACCUUAUGAUAUGAAAAGCGACAUUUGGUAAUUUUAUAGUUUUUAUUUUUUAAGGUCACUUGGAUGUGUAAUAUAUGAAAUGUGUUGUUUAUAGACUCCAUUCAGAGCAAAAGAUAUGGAUUUACUAUUUCAAAAGGUUUAAAGAGGAACAUAUGAUUAAAUACAAAGCCACUUUUCUAAAGAUUUAUCUCAAAUCAUCUCGAGUUUAUUACAAAUCUAACCUCAUUAAAGACCUACUUGUGAUUAAAUACUUGCAAACCCAAUUGUUUAAAAAUAUAUGAAAAAUUUAGAAACCAAUAUUGAAUCUAAGCCAAUUAAUAAGACUCUUAUGGAAACAAUUCAAUUUCCAAAUAACUUUAAAUAAUUGAAAAACAAAUUACCAAAAGUAUUUUUAUAAUAAAAUUAUUAAGUCAAAUUAUGAUGAAGUUAAUCCAAAUGUUAGUGCUGAUAGAGUCUAAGAUAAUAAAUCUACUGAUAAAUCAACUAGUCCAUUUCGAUAUCCUUAAUAACAAUAAUAUAUUCCUAUUUCUGAAUCUAGAGUCAGUCAAAGUUAAGUUAAUAUUAUAUAAGCACAAUAAUCAUCUCCUUAGUAAAUUAAGAAUAAUUCUAUUUUGAAUAAAAAUCAAAGUAAUGUUCAACAACCAUAACCAUAAAUUAUAUAAUAGACAUAAAAUCAUAAAACUGAGAAGCCUCAAUCUGCAUAAAUAAACUCAAGAUAAAAUCCAUAUGAGAGAGCUCAUGAACUGAAAGAACAAAAAGAAAGAGAAUUCAAAUAAUAAAGAGAAAAAGACUAAUUAUUAAGAGAAAAAAGAGAGAGAGAUGCAAGAGAUGCUAAAUUAGCUAAAGAAGCAAAAGAGGCUAAAGAGAAAUAAUUAUAAGAAGCCAAACUUAGAGAGAGUAGAGAAUAAUAAAGAUUAUUAAUAGAGAAACAAUAAAGAGAAUAACAAGAAUAAUAAUAAUUUAGAAGGAUUUCUCCAAUCUCAGCUUAACCUCGAGAAUACUAAUAUGCUAAUUAUAUUAAUUAACAAUAACCUAGAAGCUAACAUUCCUAUUCUCCUAAUAUUAGAUAAAUAGACUAAUAAAAUAUUUAAUAGGGUUAUAAGUAUUAUAUUAAAUUCUAUUUAGUGGUUAAAGAGUUAAUUAUAAUAAUUAAGUAUAAUAAAGACCAAUAAAUAGCUAAUCUAUCAAUGUCAGUCAAAAUUAUCCUAAUUAAUAUAACAGACCAUAUAAUUAAGAAACAUCUUAACAUAGAAUUUCGUAAACUCCAUAAUCUGCUGCUCCAAGACCAUAAUAUAGUCCUUAUCAAAAACCUAUUACAGAAAGAUACCCUGCUCAUCCACAAUCUGCUUUGCCAUCAUCAAAUAUUAGGGAAUCUUAAAAAACUGAAAGACCAUAAGUUUUUCCGUCUUAAGCUAAAGUUAUCAAAUAAAGAUAAUCUGAUAUCAAUUAAAAAAAAGAAUUUUCAUCUCCUAAUUAAUAAUAGGCAAUUAGACCUGCUGGAAAACCUUCAAGGCAAUAAUCCAAUAAUAUUUUUUCAUAAAAUGACAGAAUAAUUAAAUCUGAUUCUAGACCUUAGAAUAAUUUUAUUACUGGCAAUUAUAAUCAUUUUUAUCCAAUUGAUAAUUACUAAAGACAUGCUUCAGAUCAAAAUUUAAUAAAAUAUUAGUAAAAAUUAAAUAUAUUUUAGACUUCGAUAAUAAGAUAAAUAAUUAUUAUUACGUCCAUAGAUCAAUAAUAGAAAAUAUUGA